AUGAUCACGUUUACGCCGUUGUCUGGUGCUGCACACUCCUCCAAUGCGACCCCUCUCGCGUAUUUGCUCCAAGUAGACGACGUCCGUAUCCUUCUAGACUGUGGUUCACCAGACUGGUCUCCAGAGCCCUCACCAUUCGAAGAACAUCCAGAGCACGACAGCGGCGACGUCCCAUGGACUAAAUACUGCGAAGCUCUACAAAAAUGUGCACCUACGGUCGACCUUGUUUUGCUCUCACAUGGUGAUCUUGCCCAUUGCGGUCUGUAUCCGUGGGCAUACACGAAUUGGGGCUUGAAAGCCCCAGCUUACACGACGCUACCUGUGCAAGCAAUGGGUCGUAUCGCGGUUACGGAAGACAUUGAAGGCAUUAGAGACGAGGAAAAUGUUGAUGGCGAGCGCGAAGCCGAACCAGACAAACAAAAGCAAGACACGGACGGCACUGAAGAAAUCUCUGCAGAGUCACCUUCAUUCAUAUUCAACCCCAAGAGGAAAUUUGUCUCCACUACCGCUGAAGUUCAGGACGCCUUCGAGUCCAUAAACACGCUUCGUUAUUCGCAACCAACGCAUCUUCAAGGCAAAUGUCAGGGAUUAACUAUAACACCGUUUAAUGCAGGCCAUACUCUUGGUGGAACUAUCUGGAAAAUACGGUCGCCGUCCUCCGGAACUAUUGUCUACGCUGUCAACGUCAACCACAUGCGUGAACGGCAUUUGGAUGGGACUGUUCUCAUUCGUCAGGCUGCCGGAGGCAUUUUUGAUCCCCUUGCCAGGCCAGAUCUGCUAAUUACUGAUGCGGAACGCGCAUCCGUAACGACAAGCCGACGUAAAGACCGAGAUGCUGCCCUCAUCGAUACCAUAAGCGCGACACUGGGUUCUAGAUCUUCUCUCCUCCUCCCCUGUGAUUCCAGCACUCGAGUGCUUGAGCUUCUUGUUCUGCUGGAUCAGCAUUGGAAUUACUCUCGGCUCCGUUACCCCAUCUGCCUACUUUCGAGGACAGGUCGGGAGAUGCUAACCUUCGUACGAAGUAUGAUGGAAUGGCUCGGGGGAACGAUUAGCAAAGAAGACGUCGGAGAAGAGGGGACAGGACGUCAGAAUCAAAACAAGCGACGGAGGGAUGAGGAGGGAGAUGAGGACGCAUUGGGGGCCCUCACUUUUUUUAGGCACUUGGAAUUCUUCCCAAAUCCUCAAGCACUUUUGCAAACAUAUUCCUCCAAGGACCCCAAGCUAAUUCUUGCAGUUCCGGCGUCUUUAUCACACGGUCCCUCGCGCAAUAUGUUUUCUGACUUUGCAGCCGUCCCCGACAACGUCGUGUUGCUAACCGGACGUAGUGAGGAAGGAACGCUGGGACGCGCCCUGUUCGACAAGUGGAACAACUCCCAAAGGCCCGAUGACAAGUGGGACAAAGGCAAAAUAGGAAGCAAUGUCAUGAUGGAUGGGGCGAUCACAAUAAAGAUGAACCACAAAGUCCCCCUCCAAGGCGCAGAAUUGGAAGCCCAUCUUCAAGAGGAACGUGUCGCAAAGGAGAAAGAAGCUGCGCAUCAGGCCGCUCUUGCCCGCAACCAGCGUAUGUUGGAGGCAGAUGAGGAUGAUAGCGAUUCGGACUUGGACUCAGAUGCUGACGAAGAGGCUGAAGUCAGGCAAGCAUUGGGUGGAGAUAUGAUGGACACGGACGACGGCGAAGGCUUGACGAAACAACUAUUGUCAUUUGACAUCUACAUCAAAGGCAACGUUUCCAAAGCCACAUCUUUCUUCAAAAUUUCUGGUAGUCAGACACAACGCUUUAGGAUGUUCCCAUAUGUUGAGAAGAAGAGGAGGGUAGAUGAAUACGGGGAGACUAUCGACGUUGGGAUGUGGCUGAGAAAAGGCAAGGUUCUUGAAGAAGAAGCUGAGAGCGACGAGGUCAAGGACUACAAACGUCGAACACAAGCAGAGGAGGAAGCAAAGGCAUCGAUUCGGGAACCCCCUUCAAAAUACGUGACGACUGAAAUCGAAAUUCAACUGGCUUGUCGCUUAUUGUUUGUCGAUAUGGAGGGCUUGAACGAUGGCCGUGCCGUGAAAACCAUCGUUCCUCAAGUCAACCCCCGCAAGAUGAUCAUCGUUCACGCCCCGCCAAAUGCGACGGAAGCGUUGAUCGAGAGCUGUGGCAAUAUUCGUGCGAUGACCAAGGAUAUAUACGCCCCAACAGUCGGCGAGAGCAUACAAAUCGGACAGCAGACCAACAGUUUUUCUAUAUCAAUCAGCGAUGAGCUUUUGGCUUCCCUCAAAAUGUCAAGUUUUGAAGAUAACCAAAUUGCAUACGUCAGAGGCCGAAUUGUGGCCCAUGCUACCUCGACAAUACCCACAUUGGAGCCAGUGUCUUCAUCCACACUUUCCGAGGAUCCUGUAGAUAGUAAGGUAACCGUGAAACGGAGAACGCUCGGUUCACGACAACAAGUUGCAUUACCCCAUUCAACGAUGAUUGGCGAACUCAAACUGACGGCACUGAAAGCACGACUUGCGAGCAUUGGUGUGCAGGCUGAACUCAUCGGAGAGGGUGUUCUCAUCUGUGGAGCUGGCGCGAAGCGCAACGCGUCUUCUGACACGCUUGGUGAAUCUGUUUCUGUCCGGAAACUGGCGAGGGGCACGGUAGAGCUUGAGGGGAACGUAUCAGAGGUGUAUUAUAUGGUACGGAGAGAAAUCUAUAGUCUCCACGCACUUGUUGCCACUUAG
Molecule: messenger RNA, 2706 nt
Organism: Laccaria bicolor S238N-H82
Lineage: Eukaryota; Fungi; Basidiomycota; Agaricomycetes; Agaricales; Hydnangiaceae
Exons: 10
Coding region: 1-2706 (901 amino acids)
Biological process (GO): mRNA 3'-end processing by stem-loop binding and cleavage
Cellular component (GO): mRNA cleavage and polyadenylation specificity factor complex
Molecular function (GO): RNA binding
Source: RefSeq, a predicted model, not a curated record